Microthlaspi erraticum is the source of this 345-nucleotide messenger RNA. The record is from the annotation of a GenBank genome assembly. NCBI's taxonomy places the organism in Eukaryota, Viridiplantae, Streptophyta, Magnoliopsida, Brassicales, Brassicaceae.
AUGGCAAUGAGAGUCAUCCAGGACCAAAUAACAAUAUUAGUUCUAGAACCACCACCAUACUUCUUGAUAAGUAAAGAAAAAUUCUCCACUAAACAUGAUGAUGCGAUCAUGGACGAGGAGGUUCAGGCCGAGGAAGGAGAUGGAAUGGAGCAGCUUGAAGCCGAGGAGGGACUUGACGCCGCGCAGCUUGAACCUGAGGAGAGCAUAGCCAUUCCAACUGGCCCCAUCACUCGUUCACAAACUAAGGCACUAAACCAAGUGAUUAGCAAAGUCCUUAGCUGUUUGAGUCAGCAAGAAACCAAGCCAACUACUCUAGUUUGCUUGAAGGCCUUACAUGAGGGAUAA